Messenger RNA from Trichoplax adhaerens, 588 nucleotides. RefSeq lists its product as uncharacterized. Bases 1 to 588 code for a protein of 195 amino acids. Gene Ontology annotation, cellular component: endoplasmic reticulum membrane; intracellular membrane-bounded organelle. The transcript is spliced from 7 exons. Gene Ontology annotation, biological process: lipid biosynthetic process; protein N-linked glycosylation. The record is from RefSeq and is a predicted model, not a curated record. Lineage: Eukaryota; Metazoa; Placozoa; Uniplacotomia; Trichoplacea; Trichoplacidae. Gene Ontology annotation, molecular function: dolichyldiphosphatase activity.
AUGGCUGCUAGUCCUUGUCAUGAUCAAGCUGGUCCAAUAAUGUGGAAAGCUGUUAGUUUAACUUAUGUAGAAUAUCCAGCAGGUGAUUUAAUUGGCAAGUUAUUAGCCUAUUCUAGCUUGAUGCCGGUAUUUAUUGGAGUGAGUUUCGUCACUUUAAUCUUAUUCAAGCGCGAUUUGCAUACGAUGUCCUUUUUCUUUGGCCUUGUACUCAAUGAAAUAACUAGUUUGGCAAUAAAGUACUCCGUUCGUCAGCCUCGACCAUGCCGAAGUUCUGAAGACUUGGCUACUGAAUUUGGUAUGCCAUCUAGUCAUGCACAAUUUAUGGGCUUCUUUGCAGUUUACUUUAUUUUGUUAUUAAACGUCAGGGCUUAUGCAUUGUCGUCUAGCGAUCGGCUAUGGAAUAUUGCAAUAUCAGCAGAGGUUGCAGCCAUUGCUAUUGUCGUGUCUUAUAGCAGGAUAUAUCUGAUGUAUCAUACUACAAUGCAAGUUUUGGUUGGUUUUUUGCUUGGUACCUUAUUAGGUGUCUUGUGGUUCUUAGUCAAUCGUUUAUUUCUUGCCCCUAAAUUCUUUACAAUUGCUUCGUGGUGA